GUUUCCCCACUUUACAUUUUUUUUCUCACCCUCCACUGCCUUCCCCUCUCUCUCUUUCUGUCCAUUGUGUAUUUUAUUUCUCCACUCUCUCUCUUCUCUUCUGGCAAUCAGUUCCAUCCACUUACACAUCAUGUCUGCCUUCAUGCUGUCUGCUAACAGAGCAGCGCUUCGCAUGCGCUGGGGAACAUCUGUCAACCCAAUUUCAAGGACUCCUUUCCGUUGGUACACUACAGAAAUUGAGCGCAAGCCUUUAUUUGACAAGAUCCUCAUUGCCAACCGUGGUGAAAUCGCUUGCAGAAUCAUGAAAACUGCUAAAAAGCUUGGAAUCAAGACAGUUGCAGUCUUCAGCGAUGCUGACAGGAAUGCUCUUCAUGUUAAAAUGGCGGAUGAGGCCUACAAUAUCGGACCAGCGCCUUCUGCCGAGAGCUAUUUGAAGGUUGAUAAAAUUAUUGAGAUUGCAAGAAAAAGUGGAGCACAGGCCAUCCAUCCUGGCUAUGGUUUCUUGUCCGAGAACCCUGGAUUUGCGGAUCGCCUAGCCCAAGAGAAGAUCACCUUCAUUGGACCCCCUGCCAGUGCCAUGACCUCCAUGGGAUCAAAGAGCGAGUCCAAAUUCAUUAUGGAAGCUGCCAAGGUCCCCGUUGUCCCUGGAUACCACGGCGAUAACCAGGAUGUUGCUUUCCUGAAGGCCGAAGCAGACAAGAUCGGAUACCCUGUCUUGAUCAAAGCUAUCAAGGGUGGUGGAGGAAAGGGUAUGCGUAUCGUCGAGACCCCUGAAGAUUUCGAGAUCAUGUUAGAAAGCUCAAGACGUGAGGCCAUGAAGUCAUUUAGUGAUGAUAAGGUUCUCAUUGAAAAAUACUUGGUCACUCCUCGUCACGUUGAAGUCCAAGUAUUUGCAGAUACCCUCGGAAAUGCCGUCUACCUCUUUGAGCGCGAUUGCAGUGUUCAGCGAAGACAUCAAAAGAUUCUUGAGGAGGCUCCUGCUCCUGGUCUUUCAGAAGAGCUUAGACGUGAGCUGGGUGAGAAGGCUGUGGCUGCAGCCAAGGCCGUCAACUAUGUCGGUGCAGGGACAGUCGAGUUCAUCAUGGAUAACACAGAUCAAAAAUUCUACUUUAUGGAGAUGAAUACACGUCUUCAGGUUGAGCAUCCUAUCACAGAGAUGAUUACAAACACCGAUCUUGUUCAGUGGCAGCUCGAGAUCGCUGCCGGAAACAGGUUGCCCAAGCUUCAGGAAGACCUCAAGAAGGACGGCUGGGCUUUCGAAGCUCGUAUUUAUGCUGAGAACCCUGCCAACAACUUCUUGCCCGAUGUCGGUCCUCUGUUGCAUGUCAAGACUCCUGAUGCUUCUGAGAGUGUGCGUCUGGAAACUGGCUUUGUGCAAGGAGAUGAGAUUUCGGUUCACUACGACCCCAUGAUUGCCAAAUUGGUUGUCCAUGGUGAAAACAGAACUGCUGCCCUUCGUAUCUUAAGAAAGGCCUUGAGCGAGUAUGAGGUUGUAGGACUGAACACCAACAUUGAGUUCUUGAAGACCCUUGCUGCUCAUCCUGCAUUCAUUGCUGGAGAUGUUGAGACUGGAUUCAUCAAGAAAUACGAGAGCGAUAUGUUCAAGCCGGCUCCUCCCCUUGAUCCUGCCACAGUCGCUCAGGCCUCGUUGUCUAUGGUGCUGAGGGAUUUAGAGGCUUCAAAGCAGGCUGCCUUGGCUGCUGAGGACGCAACCUCACCAUUUACUCUCAACUCUGGAUUGCGCUUAAAUCAACUGAGCGAGCAGAACUUGGCAUUCAAACUCGAGGAUCAGGAUGUAAAAGUCGCUGUCGAGUUCAACAGAGAUGGAACCUACAAUGUUCGUGUACAGACUCCCAACAAGACCACAGUCUUUAAUAAGGUCAUGGCCAAGUUAGCCGGUGAGAGUAGUAUCCUUGCCGAGAUUGAGAAUCGUCGUUACAAGACCAGUAUUGUUCAGGAAGGUGAUCAGGUCGUAGUCUUUGCAGAGGAGGGCAAGGUCACAUUGGAUAUUCCUCAGCCCAAAUUCUUGACAGUUGGCAAGGAGGAGAAGGCUGGAAGUUUACGCACACCCAUGCCCUGCAAGAUUUCACAAGUCAUGUGCAAACCUGGCGAUAAGGUCAUCAAGGGUCAGAAUUUGGUCAUUUUGGAAGCUAUGAAGAUGGAGCAUGUCAUCAAGUCGCCUAUUGACGGUGUUAUCUCUCAUGUGUACUUCAACGUUGGUGAAAUGGUUGCAGAGAACAAGUCACUUAUUGCAUUCGAAGAAGCUGAAGGCGCCAAGGAGGCAUAACUAUGAAAAAGAGUCGAGUUUUGAGUACGUACAUACUAUGUGAUUUAGAUAAAACUUGGGAAAUCAUCGAUCUAGAAUUUGGAACUUCGUAAUAAACAACACAACGCAUAAGUAUAUAUACAAAGG
Messenger RNA from Lobosporangium transversale, 2413 nucleotides. Its product is annotated as carbamoyl-phosphate synthase L chain, ATP binding domain-domain-containing protein. Gene Ontology annotation, cellular component: mitochondrion. Gene Ontology annotation, molecular function: ATP binding; methylcrotonoyl-CoA carboxylase activity; metal ion binding. The transcript has 8 exons. Lineage: Eukaryota; Fungi; Mortierellomycota; Mortierellomycetes; Mortierellales; Mortierellaceae. The coding region runs from base 131 to 2287 and encodes 718 amino acids. The record is from RefSeq and is a predicted model, not a curated record.